Messenger RNA from Saccostrea cuccullata (small rock oyster), 1941 nucleotides. RefSeq lists its product as uncharacterized. The record is from RefSeq and is a predicted model, not a curated record. NCBI's taxonomy places the organism in Eukaryota, Metazoa, Mollusca, Bivalvia, Ostreida, Ostreidae. The transcript has 3 exons. Bases 157 to 492 code for a protein of 111 amino acids.
UUGAUUUCCUUUCUAGGCUGGUCCACAGUGUUUGGUAACCGUUCCUGUUACUAUAACUCGUACACUUCUUCCUACUACUGUUACUACUACUACUACUACGAUUACCACUACACUUACGAGUACAAUUACAGCUACCCAUCGGUGGAGUCCAGAGUAAUGCGGAUCUCACGUAGAGUGAGACUUGUGAAUGUAGAAAUCCUUGGGGUCAUAUAUGGCUCCCUAGCUGGAUUUGCCACGUUGGUUGGACUUACCGUCUGUCUGUGUAUGAAAUGCAGAAAAACAACAUCCAAUCAGGGUGCAGUUCUCUAUGAAACCGUUGCAAAUGUUGGAACAGGUGUUCAAAGACCGAUACAAUCUUACAAUCAGGAAGGAGUGUACACACCUCUUCCUGUUCAGCAGCAGACACCUGGUGAAUUCGAAAUGGUUUCUAUUGCUCUGCCUCCCCAACACAGUGCGCCACCUACCGUAAAUCAAGAUCCGCAACGGAACUAGCAUUUUCCUUAUAGUGCUGCUGCAUCACCAUUCAGCUAAAACAGCCUUCACUCAUUUUUAUGUCCCUGUAAUCGAAGAUUCGGGGCUAUAUAGUUUUUGUCGUUUCCGUCCGUCUCUCUGUCUCUCUGUCUGUCUGUCUGUUUGUUUUGUCCGCAGACAAACAUUGUAGCAUUUUCCCAUUACUUUUGACUUAGUGGAGCUAUGGCUUUCAUAUUUCACAUGCGUAUUCCUUGUUGCAAGACCAUUCUUUACCACCAGAUUUGACCUUUUGACCAUGACCUUGUAGUUUGAACUACUUUUUAAAUCUUUAACCUUGGCCAUAAUAUUUUUUGAACGGUUAGAGCUAAGGCUUCCAUACUUCACAUAUGUAAACCUUGUAACAUUAGAUCUUCCUUAAGAAAUCAACAACUUUGAACCUUAGAUCUUGGAGUUUAACUUAUUUUUCAAAAAAUUAUCCUUGGGCAUAACUUUUGAAAAGGUGGUGCUAGGGCUUUCAUACAUCACAACUGUAUUUCUUAUGAAUAAACCCUACUUUGGGUAACAAAAUAUUUAAUUUGUAUUUAAGAAAAGUUUAAUCUUUGCUAUGUUGCCAUACGGGGACAUAAUUGUUUCACAAACACAUCUUGUUAUUCUCCUGAUUACAUAUAUCUCCGUUCUUUGUAUCUUGUCAUUUAUCAUGUUUAUGUUAUCAAUUUUUCAUUAAUUUUUAAACACAUUUUUUGUACAAACCGUUAUAAACCAUUUAUGUACAUUCUUUUUACCAAUACUUUUAUUAUUUAUGUGGAAUUAAUAUUUUGUAAUUUCUAAUUAAUAGUAUGUUUUUGUUUUGAGUUGCGGUGGAACAUUGAUCAUACAUGUAAAUAAAUUCAAAUUGAAAAACAAGCAAAACUAACAUGAAUGGUUCCUUAACAUUGUUUUUUAAAAACUCCUUUUUGUCUUUUCAAAGGUAAUUUAAUUUUUUUUUCAGAUAGACUGGGACACAAGUAGAUAAUCUACUAAGUACAAGUAAACAAGUAAUUAGUGAUGCUCUUCACAUGCUUCAACACAAUUGAAAAAGAAUUAAUACACAUCAACUGAUAAAUACAUGUAUAACAACAAUACAUGUAGCAACAACAAUACAUGUAGCAACAACAACAAUACAUGUAGCAACAACAAUACAUGUAGCAUACAACAAUACAUGUAGCAACAACAACAAUACAUGUAGCAACAACAACAAUACAUGUAGCAACAAAAAAUCCAAUAUAAUUUACCUAGAAGCAUGUCAAGAUGCGUAGAAUUCAAACAUUCUUCAAUUUCAGACAAGAUGAAUUAUUAUCAAUUAAAUGAAUAAUUUUAGAGUUAUUGUAUAUUUAAAGAGUUUAUUUAUUUUUUCCUUUCUAUUGCUACGAUGUAUACAAUGUAUGUAGUAGACCACAUGUACAUAUGUUUUUUUUAAUUUUGGCAAUUUUA